CCCCUGCUGAGUUUUACGCUUGAAGCGGGGAGUGUGAGCGGAGGAAGAACGGCAGCCGGAGGGCAACUUUCGAGUGGAACAUCACAAAAAUAGCUUUCUGUACUGUUCGAGAAUGGCUCAAAUAACGAGCGACGGGGCCGAACAAGAUUCCCAGCCGACGUCGGAUCAAAACGGAACCAGGGAAACAGCAGAAACCGGCAAAGAGGGACAGGCCGUGCCGGACCCCAAACAGGAACCGGGCGACAACAACGAGCACAGAGCAGGAAUGGACGUGAACAGUGGUCGUGGUGCGGCGGCGGAGGACGGGGACGACCUGUCUCCUGUUCGCGAAGACGGCAAAGAAAGAGCGGUACCGACCGAAAAGACCGGCAACGACGAAGGGGAACCCGGUGGUAAACUCUCUGAACCGGGGAAAAGUCCCGCACAGGGGAGUUUGGCGAGUAGCACUGAUUCCGCACAAGAGGACUCCCGGGUGCUGAAACAAGAACAAAGAGAGGCAGAGAACGUGUUCUCCUCACCGCCGAGCGAGCACACAAAGACGGCGGAGAAAGCCGAGCACGGCACCAAAAUACAAGCCGGCGUGGAGCUGAGCUCGUCUAAUGGAGAGCCGCUCAGCCGGAUGGAUUCCGAGGACAGGUCUGUUAACUUGUGUGCGUGAAGAGGCCUAGAAACACCGAGAGGUUAUGUGAGGUCUCACCACGAUGCCGACUGCACUGUCUUCAAGAGUUAGCUAAGAAAUGUGCGUGUAGCAGGGCACGGUGUCGGUCCGAGGAACGUUCCGUGAACCGAGGCGUGCUCUACGGGUUCACUAAACGGUCCCCGGGGUUAUUCGGCGAAGUUUUGAACAUGCGUCUGCGGUGACGACAACGUUCCGUUAACCGCACGACUGUGUGUUCUGUGAACGUUGUCGGAGGGUUUUGAGUAGGUUGUUGUUAUUAAUAAGUGAAGUGUUGCUCUCUUGUCAUAGGUCAUAUCUGAGAACAGCACGCGUCUCUAGCUAUGGGGCGAAUCCCUUUAUCAGCUCCCAGCUAUGCCACUCAUUCCUCCGCCGGCUAUCGCGGUGGUGCUGGAGCUAUGUGACCGCGGCAGGCGUUCCUUCCCCCGCUACUUCUUCCAUCUCCCCGCGGGCGGUCGGCGGGAGCAACCUCCGGCAGAUUUGGGAGAUGGACCUCUGCAGUGUUGUUCAAGCUGUCAAACAGUAAUAAUUCAACAACACUACAACUUAAUGUUUCAGUGUGAUCGCCUGAUAAAUCGAAACGAUUGGUAGUUAAGGAAUUGCAGCAAUAACAUUAGUAUAUGUUUUGUGAAUUUGUUGAACUGAUAAAAUAAUACCGAUCAAACAAAUACAAUUAACAAAACAAUCGUAUCUAAUCGGGUGAUUGUUACUCGUCAGUUUCACCAAACAUUCGUGUCAAUAUCUGGUUUGUGUGUCACCACUGCUCAUUGCAAUAAUAUCCAAAACCAUUGUGAAUGAGAUCAGAUCCUUCAGAAGCAGCUCCACAAACACGGACGAGUCACCGCUGAAGUUUACACCGAGUGUCGGCGGGACUAAAGCUAAUGUAACACUCAUCUUCCGCAAAAUUAGUGAUAAAACAGCAUUUUAUAAAAAAAAUGCUGAAGUGGCAUUUUUGUGUAGUACCAACAUGUUCCCACCAGAGUCAUGUGUACUUGUACUGCGAAUUAUUAUCUUUAUAUCCUGAAGUCCAGAUGAUAUAUAAUGUAUCCGUUACCAUAACUUUCUGGUGUUAAUGGUAAAUUUCACUUUAUAAUAUAGUUUGUUUCUCCUCAUGAUGACUGAGACGUCCACGCAACAAGCAACACGUCUUCACACACACACACACACAUCACUAACAACAGUUUAAUGAUCAAUCAGCAGAAACAGAGCUGGUUGACCUGCUAACCACUACUUUGAUAGUAAAGUAAAAUAUGGAUUAUUGAAACAAACAAUCAAAGAUUUGGAUUAUAACUCGCACACUUACUAAAAGGCUGUAAGGAAGGUUCUUUAGAAAGGUGACUUCCCCUUAAGGCCUCUGACGCACUGAAACUGUGCGAAUCAUUUAGAGUAGCUGUUAAACGGGUUAAAUCCUGAACCGUGGCCAGAUAUCAUCUAACCACGCUCGGUACACACACACACACACACACACCAGUCGUGCCAACGAGGAGGGAAAUGACGACACUAACACGGCUGUGAAACCUGUACUGUGCACACCUACCCGGCUGCUUGUGAGGUUCAGUAUGAGUAACAGGACAGGCAUCCGUGGAAGCUCCACUCGUAGUCCCACUUUGAUUACAGGAAAUGGAACUAUUACCCAGGAGUCUUCUCCACCUCCCUGUUGAUUCAUAUUUUGAAAUGUUCCUCUAUUAAUUCAUCUGUAAACAGCUUUGUCUCAUUGAAACACCAGUAGUAGUUGCUGUGAUUGUUGACGCAACGAUACGAUGCUGAAUGUCCCCUCAGGUUUGUCCCUUCCAGUUUUUGGAGAUCCCACAGUUUAGUCCGAGCGUGACCCCGAUGCUGUGUUCACACUACGAGCGGCUGAGCGUGUGUAGCUGUCCCGUUCAGCGCUGUGUAACGACAUAACUCCACCAACCGCUGCCCGAGCAGCACUUCAGCCGACACCGGCCCACUAUGUAGAAGGCCACGCUUCUCUGUGUUGUUGCUCGUCGUGUGAACACUGCAUCAUUCAGACGGGUGUGACAUCAGUCAUUGUGUUAUUGUCUGGAGACUAGGCUGCCAUCCAAUCAAAUGUACUUGACUUGUGCAGAUUUCAAAGUACAACACAUUUAGUGUUCUUGUAGAGUAAAGGAGCUGUUCAGGACGAAUGGACUACAGUCUUAGGUAUUUCCUUUUGGUUGAACCACGUUCUUCAUCGGUGGGUGGAGCUUGCUUCAAAAAGUUGCUGUAAAAAAUAAUGAAUCUUUAAAUACUGUGUGUUUGUCGAGCAAACGCCACCCACUGAUGAAGACAGUGAGAACUGGCUGAAAGCUCCAGAAGAGCUACUACAUGGACCGUGAGUCAGGAGUUCUUAUAUUUGUAAGUUGCAGAAGUACGUGUUUGUGGAGACUGGAGAGCUGCAGUAUUGGUUCGACUUUGUUUAAUGACAUUUGAAGGCACUGAGCAGUAAGUGAGACAUUAAGUGUGGAAGUGGCUCAUAAAGGUCUACUCUGCUCCUGUUUCUCUGCCCCUAACGUUUGUAAUCCUGCUGUUGUGGCAGCUGUAUGACUUCACUGUAUCUUUUGUUCCCUCACACAGCAGAGAGGCAGCUGGUGUGUGUGUGUGUGUGUGUGUGUGUGUGUGUGUGUGUGUG
This is a messenger RNA of Anarrhichthys ocellatus (wolf-eel), 3305 nucleotides long. Its product is annotated as zinc finger protein AEBP2-like. The record is from RefSeq and is a predicted model, not a curated record. The transcript has a single exon. The coding region runs from base 113 to 658 and encodes 181 amino acids. Lineage: Eukaryota; Metazoa; Chordata; Actinopteri; Perciformes; Anarhichadidae.